Micropterus dolomieu (smallmouth bass) is the source of this 3295-nucleotide messenger RNA. RefSeq lists its product as uncharacterized. The transcript is spliced from 10 exons. Lineage: Eukaryota; Metazoa; Chordata; Actinopteri; Centrarchiformes; Centrarchidae. The record is from RefSeq and is a predicted model, not a curated record. Gene Ontology annotation, molecular function: protein binding. The coding region runs from base 129 to 2048 and encodes 639 amino acids.
CUGUACAGUCUCAGACUGUAGGCUACUUAUAAGCACGGAACAAACUACCUUCACUUUCCCACAAUAUGGAUCGUAGCUGAGUUGAGUUGCUUUUGUCGAAGGAAAUAAGUGGAAUACAUCGUUUAAGCAUGGAGUUAAAGAGGCGAGUUGGCGAUUGGACGUCUCUAAUCCUUAAAUUAGGAUGUAUUGCGACUGCAUUAGCUGUUUCUGGUGAUGAUAAUAAAACAGGCCAAAAUCUUGACUGUACCCACAACUGCACAGACAUGAAUUGUCAGUUUGAAGCGCAAAACUGUUCUGAAUAUAAUCUGAUUCUCCAGAGCAACGACGGGCAUGGGGAGAAUCAUUGUCUUCUGAAGCAGUGCCACACUGGACUGUGUUGUUGCUCUGUCCAAAUGAUCCUUGUUCCAGGGGAGACUCAUACAGCAACAGUUUGGGAAAAAAGAGGCAAAAAAAUUGAGUCCAAAAACAUCAGCGUCGCAGACACCAUGAAGCCCCAAACCCCAACAAUCAUCUCAGUGAAUGAAUCCAACGGGAAUUUUGAAGUCCGAUGGGAGACAAACAUGGAGAGCCUUUGUGGUAACAGGUUGAAGGCUUGUGUGACUUACCAUAAAAAAGGAGACACAGAAAAAGUACGAACAUGUACACCUUUCAAACUGACAGAUGGACUCAAUUACUGUGAAAUACCUGGUCAACACUUGGAGCCAAGUAUGACAUAUGUGGUCAGCGUGAAAAGCCAAUCAAACUUGAGUGGCCUCUUCAGUGACAGCAGUGAAGAGAGGGAAUUCACAACCCCUGUGUCCCCUAAAAACCUGCAAUUGGCUAUCAUCAUCAGCCUCAGUAUUGCUGCAGUCAUCAUCAGUGGUGCUAUAUAUGGCUGUUAUGUAAAGUUCAAAACUAAGUGGUGGGACACAGUUGCCAAAUGUCCAAAUCCAAAACUUCUUAUUAUGCAUCCAAGUGAGCAAGAGGUCUUGAAGCCUAUGCCACCCAUCAUCUCCUCCAUAUGUGUUGAGCCCCUAGUUCCAGAUGACAACAAACUAUGGUCAAAGGAGUCACUGAGAGACACCAGCAGUGGGAGCCUUCAGCAAAGCAGUGGAAUCAGCACUGGCUCCUCUUGUCUCAGUUAUGCGAACACAGAACCUCCUGACAUUAAAGCCGUUGUUAAGGACGCCCUUGAUAAAGUCUUCCCCAAUAUCAGCCCUGUAUCGCCACUGACCACCAGUCCACUUACAGAAUUAAACAAAGAGAGUGGUUUAUUCUCAGAUUCGUACAACGCUUGUGGUGUCAGAGUUGAUGACAUUAAUUCUGGAUCAUCUGGCUUUGACAAUAAAACCUAUUCCAUCCUCCUUCCCAGCUGCCAAAAUGAGAUUAUGACACACAGCUCGGAGGUUCAGAAGCAGGCUGAAAUACUUUGCGACUCUGGAUACCAUCCUAGUGAGGGUGUCAUUGUGAUCUGUCCCUACCAACAGGUACCAGCUUGUCUUCUUGAUGAUUUACUACCAGUGGUUUCAUCUCUUAUGACAACAGACUUGUCAUAUCAGCAGUGCAAUGCAGAUUCUGGGAGAUUUUCACCUGCUGAAGACACCAGUUUGUCCUCCAUCUCUAGUGAAACCAACACAACUGCGUCAUGUGAUCCAAUAUCCAGAGUUGAGAGCUUUGAUGAGGUGGUCAUUGGUGCCACAAAGCUAAAUGGAAAAGCUGAAGAGGCCAUCCUAUGUGAUGACAAUCCCUGCUACAGAUGUGUGCCUGCAGGCUUACACAGCUGUCCUCCAGUGGAUGAUGACUACCAGGCAUUUCAAAAUCUAGUGGAUCAUGCCGAUCUUUUGUUUUCAGAGACGAGAAGUGUUGAGGGCGAGGAAAAUUUGAGCAAAUAUCCUGAGGAAUCAUUCAUCAACAUGCCUCAAAGCUUCUGUGGCCCAGUUGUUCCAGGUUCCAUUAAUAAUGUCCAAGGUGGCCAGUGUCUCUCUGAGCUCCAAAGACCUUUUCCCUCUUUUAUCUCUGCUGGCCAGUCUAUGCCAGUAAUCACUGACAGUGGCUAUCAAAGUGUGUAGCGCUUAAUUUUCAUGCAUUCAUUUGGCGGAAAAUUAUGAAGAUGAGAGAGAGGAUGAUCUAAUGGACUGUGGGGUUCAAGUCUGACAUAUGGCUCAAGUGUCAAACUUGGAUACAGCAGCAAAAAACUUUCACCUCAAGGUUCAUUUAGGAGAACUGUUUUGACAUGCUUUCUGUUUGCUAUAGUGAUUCAAAGAAAUCCCAACAUUUGUAGCUUAAGAACACUUAAUUUCUUUAACUGUGCAUAACAGCCGUUGAUGUGAAGCAUCCAUAAAGUUUGUACAUAAAAACAUUCAUGUAAAAUUUCUUUCAGAAACCAUGUACUUGUUUUGAGAUAAAGUUUGAAAAGUGUGCUUGCUGCAAAUGCUUGAACAAAACGACCACAGUCAGCUGAUGUAUCUGUCUCAAUCACAUUUAGCUCAUGGGAAACUGGUGUUGUAUUCCUUAGAUAUUAAUGAUCUGAGAGGAAAACUGUCUGAAAUCAUGUGUAACUUCUGUGAAAUAUAAAUCAACAGAAAAGCCAUAAUUAGAUUAGAUUAGAUUAGAUUAUUUCAAUCUUCCUCAGAGUUUGCUUUGACCAGGGGAGUCAUCACAAGGAAAUGGCAAAUAAACCGAAUUUGCCCAUUAACACUGAGCCUUUUAAGGGGAAAACAUUGACUUAACGCUGUGUCUGAGACAAGCCACAACAAUCAGUCAUGCUGACUUAGUGCUGUUCUGGGUUGGGAAAUUACUUCCUCAUAGCUCUUCUCUGGAACUGUUGAGCCACUUCCACAGAAACACAGAAACACACCAUCACCAUCACACAGUAGAUGAUACUCAUCAAAGCUAACACACUUAAUUCAAAGGAACAUUCACAUCAUUUGCAGUGGUGGAAGAAGUAUCAGAUCCUCUACCUAAGUAAAAGUACUAAUAAUAGACUGAAAAUGUCCUGCAUUCAAAAUCUUAUUUAAGUAAAAGUGUGUAAAUAUUAUCAGCAAAAUGUUCUUAAAGUGAAAGUAAACUCAUUCUAAAGUAAAAUGGUCUUUGAUGGUGUUUUACUAUUAUAUUAUGAUGUUUCUGGAUUAAUAUUACUGCUGCAUUAAUGCGAAUGUUGCCUUUUUCUGCUGUAGAUGUUUAAGGUUGUGCUAAUUUUGACUGCUUUACAUACUGCUGGGUAGUUUAAUCUACAACCAUGCAUUCUAUUAUAUAAGAUCAUCAUAUGUUUGUAGUGUCACUGUCCUGUGAAAUACACAAAUCUUUAAAAAGUGAA